GCCAAGGCCAUCAACACGAGCCUGACGGCUCUCGGCAAGGUCGUCAUGAGCCUGAGCCACGAGGGGGACCACGGCCACGUGGCCUUUCGGGACUCCAGACUCACGAGGAUUUUGAAGGACAGCUUGAACGGCAACUCGUACACCACGCUGCUCGCAAACCUCAACCCCAUCGCCGAGAACUACGAGGAAUGCUUCAACACGCUGCAGUUCGCUUUGCGGUGCUCGACCAUUCAGACCGUGCCCCACAUCAACGUGCUGACAGCGGGCACUACUCAAGAUAAGGUCAUCGAGCAGCUGACGCGCAAGAUAGAGGACCUCAAGGAGGAAAUUGAGAGGAUGCACGCCCACUACCAGAAACUGAUCGAGCAGAUCGCCGGUCCGGAUUACACCAGGUCCCUGGGACUCCUCGAAAUAGGGCCCCCAGGAGAGGAACAGAAUGAACAGGACGAAGGCGACGCUUACCGUGACGCCGUCGCCUUGCCUCCUGAUCUCGGGAACACCAAAUCUCGAGCGGCCAGCGCCGCGGGGACGCGCCCCGUCUCCGCGCGCGACUCGGAAGGCACGGCUGCCACCGGAGUGCGGAGCAGGAGGACAAGCAGGGCCCCUAGGGGAGGAAUGUCCCUGCAGAUGGUUGAGAACCAGAAGGCCCACCUCAUGCACGAGCUCGAGAGGCAAAAAAGCUACGCCAAGGAAUUGGAGGAUCAACUUCGGCGGCAUCGAUCCGAGCUCGACGACAUGAGGGAGAGGAUGUUUAGGAGCGAGCAGCAGCAAAGGGCGGACAAUCGCAGACUGAGAGAGAGUCUCCAAAAGGCGAGAGAGCAGGCCUUGGAGAAGGGCCAAGAGGGCGAAUUCAACCUAGAGGAGCAGAAGAGAGUAUUGGGCGAGGAGAUCAACCGGCUGGAGGCCAGCAACGAAAAGCUGCGAGGGCAGCUGAACCACUUCACCACCUACAUCGAUGAGCUCACAAACGACCGGAACCGCGACGCGGCAAAGUUCAAGGAAUCGGAGAGGCGCAUGAAAGAGGGCGGGGAGAUCAGAUACAAGAAAAUGGCGGAGCAGGUCGAGAAAGACAGGGCCAGGGAAAUUGAGAGCCUGACUCAACGCCACUCUCAGCUGCUCACGGCGAAGGAAAGAGAAGCCUCCGAGCUGCGAACACUCUUGGAAGACACCACUGCUCGAAGCACCGAACAGGUGAAGACCCUGAAAGAGGAGGUCGAGUACCUAACGCUCUACGCCAGACGCAUGUGGCACAUCUUCGAGGGCCUUUGCCAAGGCCGCUACCCCGUGCAGGCAGCUAGGGGCGUGAGGUCGUUACGAAUACCGGCAGCGGACAGGCCUGAGAACCUGGACACGCCCCGAAUGGAGCGGCUGCAGGCGAGCGUGGCGCGGGCAGGAGAUUUCAUUCUGGCUGUGGAGGGGAGAGGACUGGAGCAGGCCAGCGCCACGGCGGGUGGCGACGACACGGCAACGUCUCAGGCCGCCAGUCGCAACAACGACUCGUCGACUCCUGCGACCGAAGAGGUGGCGACGGAUUCCUUGCCGCAGUCCGUGCAUUCGAGCAAGUGGAAAGCGGGGGCGGGAGAGUCGGAAGCAAGAGCGGCGCCGGAGGAAAUCGGUGAUGAGCCUCCUGACGAGGAAGACCUUCUGCCCGUGGUGCAUGCGCUGCAACAAAAGAUACAGGAGCUGGAGCAGAGGGGACCCACGGAAGACAUGCGACGACAAAUCGGGCAGGAGAUGAAAGACGUCAUCGAGGCGCAGCUGCUGACGGAGAUGACGUCGCAGGGCACGGUGGACUACAUCCGGAGCCUUGAGGCCCAAAUCGCGCGGUACCGGGUCGAGAUCCAGAACGAGCGGCGGCGCAACUUCGACCUGCAGACGGCCCUGAGGUCGGCGCAGCGCAGGACGGACAGCGCACGUAGCGGCCCGUGGCGCGGGCGGAGGGACGGGCCCCAAGGGACCGCCUGGGCGACGCCCAGGAGCCGACCAGCCUCCUCCCCCGGCAAGCACACGGGUAGGCCCGCCACCGCGGGCCCGGCGGUCCUGUCCAGCGGCGCAUUGGCUUUGAGAAAAGAUCGGAUUGGAUCGCAGCCGGGAUGCGGCUUCGGAUCAAGAGGGGGGCAGAUCCGGUCACAGUCGGGAUCGGGAUCAGAUCGGGCUGUGGACUGCCUUAAGUUCCAAAUGUGGGAGCGGGGCGGGUCUGGAGCCCUGUCGGAACGAAGCAAGGGGGGUGGGGAGUCCAGCGUGCCUGGUAGCGGCGUGGCGUGA
This is a messenger RNA of Ostreobium quekettii, 2265 nucleotides long. NCBI's taxonomy places the organism in Eukaryota, Viridiplantae, Chlorophyta, Ulvophyceae, Bryopsidales, Ostreobiaceae. The record is from the annotation of a GenBank genome assembly.